CCACACUUGUGCUGCCACAGUGACAGCAGCUCAAGCUUUUCCCUUGCCACUAUUAUUUUCUGUUCAGCACCUCCAUUCCCUCUCAACGCAAGCGAUAACACCAGCCCAGGGCAGCAGCUCCAUCUGUGCUGGCACCGCAACAACCAGCAAUUUGCACAGAACUUCCAGUGAAGACAAACUUCUCAGAGCUUCAUUAGCCCCAAAUUGAAACGCUUCCAGCUGUGAUCGAGAUGGAUCCAACCACGUACGGAUUCAUGCCCAGGCGUUUCGGUGGAAACACCCACUGGUAGAUGCUGCAGGAAAGGACCCCUGUUUCUCAAUCAAAUAAAGCCCAGGAAAUCCAUGGCAGUGAUCUACAGGAACAAGGUGGAUAUUUGAAUCUCUCCGGAGUGAAGAGAGAAGAGGUACAAGGCAAGCACCUCAGCAAUUCAAUAAAACUAGCUCCCUGUGCAAACCUGCGCCAGCUCUGACUCACCAAAGCCCACAAAAGCCUUCAGCCCAUUUAAAUCAAUCUGCCUGGUUCACAUCCCAUCAGCAGGAAAAAGCAUUUCCACCCUCAACACACCUCAGGACACGGGGGAGCAGAGGUGGUUUUCCAGAACAGCUCACCCAGGGCACAGCACAGCCUCACGGGGACCCAGGGCAAACUCCUCAGCACACACUCCUCUGACAGAGCAACAGCUCUCAUUGUGGAUAGAGGAAACUUGGGUCUACAUUUCACAGGAUCCUGCUGGACGUGAAGCUGUGACAGAGCAGGGAAUAGUCUGGGGCUGAGUGCUGCUUUUCUAACUCAGGACUGGUAAAAAUUAUCUUUCUGUAUUUCACAAGCUCUUUACAGCCUCAUCAUUGUUCUUGCCAAGGAAAAUUUAUCAGGAGCUGAAGUAGAAGCUGUUAUUUUUUUGUGACAGAGCUGAUAAUCUGCUUCUUCCCCUUUGCUUAUAGAAUAGUCCGUGAGGCCUUUCAUCUUUAUUGUGGUUUCUGUGCGUGAGAUCCAGAGAAGGGUGUUUGGAAACACCCAGCCCUGAGCAGCACGGGAAGGGUCAGAUGAGUCCCAGCUGUUCUCAAGCACCCCAGCAAAUGGGGAAAAACCCUCUUCCCAUCCAGGGGCCAAGAGGAAGUGCUGGGUUCCCAAUUCUGCCUAUUUCUCAAGCGUCCGCAGGCCGAUGUCCCCGCGAGUGUCAUGGGCUCCCCUGGAGAGGGCAGCCGAGCAUUGCUGAACUGAGCACCGAGCUGGGACACUCCUGAGCCACCAGUAAUGGCAGAGGGGACACGUAUGACGUAGAGAUUUAGGGAGCAGAAGGUGUAAUUGCUGUAGAAAAGCAUCACAAACCCAUUGAAUGGGGGGAACUGGGAUCCACGCAGGAGGGAAGGUUGAGUUCUUGCUCGGGAGAAGACAGGUUGUGGCUGCUCUGUAGGAUGUCAGAGCAGGACCUGCUGUGGGGCAGGCCAAGGAGCACAGCCUUUCCUUUGCAGCCAGCACAGCAUGUGCUCCUCACUACACGUUGUAUGGUCUUCACCCAACCAUAAUGUGGUCGAUUCCUUUGGGAUUUGGGGCAAACUUGCCUCUAGCCACUGACACGAAGCCUCAAGUAACAGGAGAUACCCUCCCACCACAGUGCUCUGGUGUCCCCUGCCAGAUGUCCCUGCUUUCCAGCAGCAAGAGCACAACCUGCAAAUAAGCAGCUCCAGACUGCUGCUGCCCAGCAGAGGGGAAGAGGAGAGCAGAGAGUGGGUAGAGCAGAGACCUCAACCUCUGCAGCCUGGGUCCAGCACGACCACAGGGGUAUGAUGAUGUAACUUCAGACCUUAAGCCAUUUCCUUUCCCCUUCCACUUGCAAAAAGAAAAUCAACUUGCUCUUCUGGCAUUAGCAGAGUGUGUUUUUGCACAGAGAAGUGACGUGCCCACUUUCUGGGGCACAGACUGGUGCAGUUCUUCCUGUUGAUGGUGUCAGGCAAGCACACAGAUGGCAGAUUUCUGAGCUUGCCCUUAGACCUGCCCACAGGAAAACGGAGGAAAUGGAGGGACUGAGGACAUUAUUUCAGGGAGUCGGAGGGUUAGGCUGGUUGUGAGAUGUGGCACUAGCAGCCAGGAGCAGAACACAAGACCCAGAGGGGAAUGGGGAAGGAGAAAAAACCCGACACGCGUUCGCUGAAAGAAUGCGAAAGAGAGCAAGAAACCAGGGGAAGGAUUUGCACCAAUGGAUUUCCAGCCCAGGGGAAUAAACCAGAAUGGUACGAGAAACCCAGAUGAGAGCAGGAGCGAUGUGAAAGGAGAGGGAAGCGGGCGCCGUCUGCAGCUGCACAAACUGCCCUGAGAGCUGGAGAGAUGGGAAGCCCCCGGGCACCCCCAGCCCGCACCGCCAGCCAGAGGAGAUGAGUCGUACGGAGUCCCUGGCAGCGCAAUAUCUCUCAUCCUUCUCCAUCGUACAAUUCUCAGCGUUGCUGCUUCCCUCUUGUGGUAAGAAAACAGCCCGAGAGACAGAGGUGGUACGGACUACGGACACGGUACGGACUACGGACACGGUACGGACCUGGUACCCAUGGGCUGCGAUAGACGGGUCUCGGCCAAAUCACCAGUGGGACAAAGCCUGGAUCUCUGCUGGGAAAGGGUGGAAUUGGCUCCAGCAUUUGGGCUGUGGACCUGAAAAGCAUCCAAAGAAGUGCAGAAGGAAGCAAAACCACUCUCUGCAAGCUCCUGGCUCUAGUUAAUUACAAUGGAUAUUUGUAAAACACAUGAAAAUGCCUCCAAGUGCAGUGCGAGCACCAUGGAGUGCUUCAUGGUCCUCAGCACACAAGCACAGAAGAUAAGCAUUGCCACACUGUGCGGCCUCUUUGGGACACUGUGCGUUUUUGAGAACUCUUUGGUGUUGUACUUGAUCUUCUCCUCCCCUGGGACCAGGAGAAAGCCUUCCUACAUCUUUAUCAGCAGCCUGGCCUUGGCUGACAUUCUGGCCAGCAUCAUCUUCGUCUGCAGUUUUGUUAACUUCCACGUCUUUAAUGAAACUGAUUUCUCUAAAGAAAUGUACCUGCUGCAGCUGGGAGGGGUGAACACGGCCUUCUCUGCCUCCCUGAGCAGCUUGCUGCUGAUGGCCCUGGACCGCUACAUCUCCAUCAGCCGGCCCUCCGAGUACAAGCUCCUCAUGACAGGGAAGAGAGCGUGGGUAGCCCUGGGGGUGCUCUGGGUGACAUGUGCAAUCAUUGCUUCCCUGCCCCUCCUGGGCUGGAACUGCUGCACGCUUAAUUCCACCUGCUCCGAGCUCUUCCCCUUUGUGGAUGAGAACUAUAUGUCGAGCUGGAUCUUCUUCAUCAUAGUCCUGCUGGGGUGUAUCAUCUACGCCUACACGCAUGUGCUAUGGAAGGCUCACCAGCACGCGGCCUACAUGGAGAAGCACCAAGUGCAGGUGGGGAAGCAAAACACCAGGAUGAGGAUGGACGUCAUGCUGGCCAAGACCCUUGUCAUGGUGCUGACUGUCCUCGUGCUGUGCUGGUCCCCGGUCCUCGUUCUCAUGAUCUACAGCAUCUUUGCUAAGCUGAGCAAUUACCUGCGCAAGGUGUUUGCCUUCUGCAGCACCCUCUGCCUGCUCAAUUCCAUGGUGAACCCCAUUAUUUAUGCCCUGCGGAGCAAGGAGCUAUAUUCCUCCCUGAGGAUGGUCUUUUCUCGCUUCAGAAGGCAGCUGAAGGCCUCUGAGGAAAGCCCAGAAGCAGAGAGCACCCACAAAUCCUCCAUGAUAGAGACUGUCUGCGAGGACAUGCGCGUAACAUAGGGAGGCAGCUGUGGGAAGUCCAUGCUCAGGCUGGCAGAAGGAGUCUGGAUCCCUUCUAUUCUUUUCUCUUUUUGUGGAGGUCCUGAGAGACGGGGGCUCAGAUGCCUGUCAUGGAGCCAGCUCCCACGGAUGUUAUUCUUAGGCGCUGGGAUGUAAAGUGCACAGACUUACACAGGCAGCUGGUCCCCAAGCUGCAGAGAAACCAGUACCACAUCAAUGUGCCAGCCACGAGGCAGCAGAUAUUGCUGUGCCCCAGAACAGCAGAUCCGAACAUUUUAUGACAAUUCCUCCUGCUUGGCCUCCUUCCUGGCCUAUCCUCCUAACCCAUUUUUCUUAUAUUCAGUGGUGUCUUCCUUAUAUUCCCUUAAAAUGUAGCCAACCUCACAUAAAACACUCCGCAGACCUUCAGUUUCUCUAGAAAUCCCCAGGCAUCACAUAACUCCCUCUAAACCCCUUAAGCGAGCGCGGGCAGAGUUAUACAAGCAUUGUCAGCAAAGUGCUAACAGCACAUUGCUACAUGGCAGAGGUACAUCUAUUUAUACCAGGCUUGAAUACCGUCCCGGUUACGUAUUAGCAGCAUGGUGACAAAAGGUCUUCAGGUCCUGGAAAGGUGGCAGAGAACAACAUCGAGUCGUGACGGGGUCCUGACGAUGGUUAAUGCCUCGCUGCAUCGCGUGGGAGCAGGAGGGAUCUCGAUCCUUGCUGGGAAAGCUGUAGGUGAUUUCUCUGGACUCGCUUGCAGAUGGUCCCAGCUAAUCCUGUCUUGCAGCAUUUAGGGUCAUAUUGAUUUUAGCGUCUCAUUCUUUAUGGAAAACCAAAAUGCUCUCACUGUGGCUUACGGACUAUGCCAUAGUUGAGGGUUACGAGGCGGACGGGACACUGCAGGUGGCAUGUUUCUUGCAGCAAAUUUAAGGGAAGCUAACCUGUGCCACACAGGUAUUUGUUGGAUGUUAUGUGAUUAAACAUUAAAGACA
Messenger RNA from Calidris pugnax (ruff), 4738 nucleotides. RefSeq names its product cannabinoid receptor 2 (gene CNR2). The transcript has 7 exons. The coding region runs from base 2715 to 3764 and encodes 349 amino acids. Gene Ontology annotation, molecular function: cannabinoid receptor activity. Gene Ontology annotation, cellular component: membrane. The record is from RefSeq and is a predicted model, not a curated record. Gene Ontology annotation, biological process: cannabinoid signaling pathway. NCBI's taxonomy places the organism in Eukaryota, Metazoa, Chordata, Aves, Charadriiformes, Scolopacidae.